This is a messenger RNA of Paramecium pentaurelia, 1485 nucleotides long. NCBI's taxonomy places the organism in Eukaryota, Ciliophora, Oligohymenophorea, Peniculida, Parameciidae. The record is from the annotation of a GenBank genome assembly.
AUGCAACGAGUAGCCCCCAACACGGUGAAGGAAGCCUUGGCAAGGGUAGUGAUUCCGAAAUAAACAUCUCAGCCAAACAUUUGUCCAGAACAUAACAACUUCUUCCAUAUCCCUCCAAAGUUUCAGCAAUAGCGUUUAACUAUCAAAUAAGCAGUGCCUACCUCCAAAUCUAUUGAAGAGAAACGAUAUAAGCAACACAAAAACAAUAUCUCGGAAAAUAACAACAAUCGUACUAACAGCAGUUCUAAAAGUCGUGUUUCUGCUUUUGCCACAAUGUAAGUUGAAGAUGAUUCAUUGUAUGGAUCUUAAAAUGGACUCAAAUUACGUAAAAUAAUUGGUGAUGGUCACAUCUUAUCGACAAAUAUACUUCAACAACUGUAUGUGUACACUUUAUUAUAUAGAUCUAAAUAGAAUCUAACUAGCAACCUCACGAGUGAUUCUUAGAGUCCUGGUCAAAGGAAACCUGUCAAAAGGAAUUAAGAACUUUGGAAUCUCAAUACUUAAAUCCAAGCCUCUUUAAUAAACAACAAAUAAUACUCCAGGUGGGAAUUUCAUAAAGAGUAUUUAAUAAAACAACAAAAGAAUAUGCAAUUAUAUAAGCAACAAUUUGUAUCAUUAAGUGAUUUGAGUGAUGUCUAAUAAUAAAUAAUCAAUAAUUUAUUAGAACUCUUCAAUUGUAUGUGUAUACAAGUCUUAUGUGAAUAAGAGGAGAAGUUUUAUGAGAUGAUUGAUUAAAUACGUAGAGAAAAGGAUUUAUGGUAAAAUAAUUAUAAGUAAAUUGAGUAAGAGAGAGAUAUCCUACUUGAAACAGUUAAAUAAUUAAAAACACCAAAAUAGAUACCAAAUAACAAAAAUACAUAAAGUAAUAAUAUUGAUAGCAUGGAUACAAUAUAAUUGAAAGAAAUGCAAGAUGUAAUGUAAUAAAAGAUUUAAGAGAUGAGUGAAAAGGAAGCAAAAUUAAUUAAAUUGGUUUUAGCUAUUAAAAAGAGUGGUGUUGAUAUUGAAAAAAUCUAUAAUGAAGAAGUCUUAAAUGAUGAUAGUGUUGCUGAAUAGACAGAGAAAUCUAUUGUUUAAAAACAUUAACAUUAUGAGAGAAGUGUUCAUGAUGCAGACAAUUCUGUUAUAAAUGAUUCUGAUGAAUCCAGUUUUUGUUUCCUUAAUAGAUUUGAUAAUGAAUCUAUUGUAGAAAGUGUUAGAAAAUUUGAGUAUAAAAAUACCAAUAUUCUCGAUACUAAAUCUAAUGUGAAAUUGAAAUUGGAUUUAUCGAAUAUUUAAAAGAAAAAUACAUCUACUUAAGUAAAUUAGAAAUAAUAGAAUCAAAAAUAAACUAUUUAAUAACAUCAAUAGAAAUAAAUGUAAAAACUUAAACUUCCAGAUCAUACAGAUAAUGUUGGUUUUCAUUAAGAAUUUAUGUAAAAAUUAAAUGAAUUCUCUGAAAGUUGGAGAAUAUAAGCAUUAAAAGAUGAAAAAAGAACUAAAUCUUGA